CACACCACCCGGAGCAGCAGGUUUUGUGUGGAGUCUUUUUCCCAUGAUGAGGGUAUUGUGUGCGGCGGCUCUCAGACGAGCGAGGGACCCCUGGGGGACGAUUGAACAGCUCCUGCUCAAACAUAUGCAAAAUGAAGAUCGGCUUCCUCUGUCGCCGUAUUCAGACGCUCAGAAUAUAAGCUCAUUACGCCGGUUCUGCAACAUAAUCGUGCUAUUCAGACUCCCGGAGUGACGGAAACAAGCGAUCUUUAUAUGCUGAUUCAUGAUAGAGCAUUAGUAAGGUGAUGUGACUGGAAACCUUCUCUGUGCCAUCAUACGUCAGGAAGCUGGAGAUGAGGAUUGUGGGAUUGUGGAGGACAGGACUCUUCAGUCUCCUGGUGCUCUCUCUGCUCCACUGUAAUGCUGGAAACCAAAACACACCACGACUGCAGCUCACACAUACAGAAUUGAGAUCGAGAAACGGCUCUGCAGUGUUCUGGGAUGGUGGGGAAGGGGGAGCGUAUCAGGCCCUGCUGCUGGAUGAGGAUCGCGGAUGGCUGCUGGUCGGGGGCCGAGACCACAUCUACAUGCUAAACUCUGACAGCCUCACACAGCCGUCACGCAAGAUUCACUGGCCAGCUGGACAGGAACACAUUGAACGGUGCAAAUAUGCAGGAAAGAAUCUAUCGAUGGACUGUGCCAAUUAUGUGAGACUCCUGCAGCCCUUCAACAAAACGCAUGUCUAUGUAUGUGGAACGGGUGCGUUUCACCCACAGUGCACCUACAUUGACCUGGGACAUAAUCUGGAGAAACCAACCUUCCAGCUUCUCAGUCAUGUUGGUGAAUCCGGUAGGGGAAAAUGUCCCUUUAGUCCACAGGAACCCUUUACCGCCCAUCUGACAGAUGGAGAGCUGUACGCUGGGACGGCCGUAGACUUCAUGGGAACAAACGCUGCCAUUUUUCGCACAUCUGUGCAUAGCAACAAUCAACACUACAUCCGCACUGAAGCGUACCAGGACCACUGGCUAAAUGAGCCGGAGUUUGUGGGAUCAUAUUCCAUCCCUGACACACACAGCUUAGACGAUGACAAAGUAUACUUCUUCUUUAAAGAGACCGCCGUAGAGUCGAACCAGCUCGACAAGCGUAUCUACAGCCGAGUGGCUCGUGUCUGCAAGAAUGACAUCGGUGGAAAACGAAGCUUGAUUAACCGCUGGAGCACCUUCUUGAAGGCCAGACUUGUAUGCACAGUUCCAGGACCUGGGGGCAUGGACACACACUUUGACGAGCUGGAGGACAUAUUUCUCUUGGAGACUAAGGAUCCACAGAAUCCAGUCAUCUACGGAGUCUUCUCUACCUCCAGCUCUGUCUUCAGGGGUUCGGCAGUUUGUGUCUAUUCCAUGGCUUCCAUCCGAGCUGCAUUUAACGGGCCCUUUGCGCAUAAGGAGAGUCCCGAUUAUCGCUGGAUGGAGUACAAGGGGAAAAUCCCUUAUCCAAGGCCCGGAACGUGUCCAAGCGAGACCUACGACGCUUUAUACAAGUCCACUCGAGAUUUCCCAGACGAUGUUGUGAGCUUCAUGAGGGCCCAUCAGCUGAUGUGGGAGCCAGUGGUGCCCAUCCACAGACGUCCCGUCUUCACUCGUAUCAACACCCCCUAUAGGCUGAAGAAGCUUGUGGUUGAUAGGGUAGAUGCGGAGGAUGGCCAAUAUGAUGUUCUGCACCUUGGCACAGAUGAUGGUCGAGUACUUAAGGUGGUCUCCGUACCUAAAGAGAACUGGGAAAUUGAGGAAAUCAUUUUGGAGGAGUUAAACGUCUUCAAGACUCAGACCCCAAUAUUAAGCAUGGAGCUGUCCACCAAGAGGCAAGUGCUGUUCAUAAGCAGUGAUGAGAAUGUCGUCCAGCUUCCCGUUCAGAGAUGUGAACUGUAUGGUAAAGCGUGUGUUGACUGCUGUCUAGCUCGAGAUCCGUACUGCGCUUGGGACGGCUCCUCGUGUACUAACUACUUCCCCAGCAACAAAAGGCGCGCCCGGAGACAGGAUGUGAGGUAUGGAGACCCUUGGAGCCAAUGUCAGGACAUGAGAGACGGCUCAGAGAAUGCUGAACUGAAGACGGUUUACGGCGUGGAGACAAACUCAACUUUCCUGGAAUGUGUCUCAAAUUCACCACAAGCCACUAUCAAGUGGAUAUUUCAGCCAAAUCACAGUCAAAACAGCAAAGAGUUAGUUCCUGGUGAAGAAAACCUUCUCCACAUGCAGCGUGGGCUGCUCCUCCAGCAGAUAACUUCUACUAAUGCUGGCCUGUACCUCUGCAUGGCCUUCGAGCACUCCUUCUCCCGUACGCUAGCUCGCUAUGAGCUUCACGUCAUCCCCCAGAACCAAAUGUCAAGAGCCCAGAACAACCUUCCCGGAAAUCACGCAACCUCAUUGCGGAGCUACAAGGAACUACACUUAAUGGGAGUUGGUGGGCUAACGGCAGACGAGUACUGCGAGCACCUUUGGUAUCGUGAGAAACGGCGACAGCACAAGCAUCGCACGCUAAAGUGGAAACAGGUGUCUGAAAACCGUAAAGCCAGAGUGCGGCGGCAGAAUCCACCCGACGAGCCUCUAGAUGGAGGUGAAACUGCGGACUUUUAAUGACAAAUGUGUGACUUUUAUCUGGACAAAUUAGCACAUUGCAGCGAAAUGGCUACCAGCUACUGCUAGCACAACAACGCAACCGAGGGCCACAGUACAUGAGAACUAUAUUAUUCUUCUAAAACAAAUUAUUAUGUAGCUUGUGCUAGUGUUAGCAUGUAGCUUUAACACAAGUAUAAUCAAAGAGCCUGCCGCUGUGCAACUGAAUUUGCACAUUUUAUGUUCAUUUCACUCUGUUUAUAUUGUUUGUCAACAUUUAUGAAAGACAAGCACCUAAGCUAAAUGCUAGGUAUUGUUCAAAAGCUAAUACUGAAAACAGACAAGCUAACGCGCUGCCGUAAGCUAAUUGUAGCGCAAAGAAACUGAUGUCACUUGCCAUAAUGAAAUCUGAUCUAUGGAAAUAUAUACAAAU
This is a messenger RNA of Danio rerio (zebrafish), 3021 nucleotides long. Lineage: Eukaryota; Metazoa; Chordata; Actinopteri; Cypriniformes; Danionidae. The record is from RefSeq and is a predicted model, not a curated record.